This is a messenger RNA of Selaginella moellendorffii, 1695 nucleotides long. Its product is annotated as WASH complex subunit 2. The transcript is spliced from 10 exons. NCBI's taxonomy places the organism in Eukaryota, Viridiplantae, Streptophyta, Lycopodiopsida, Selaginellales, Selaginellaceae. Bases 101 to 1681 code for a protein of 526 amino acids. The record is from RefSeq and is a predicted model, not a curated record.
UUCUUAUCAGCUUCUUUUGCUCCUACGCGGCGUGGACAGGAGCUCUUCGAGACCAAAAUCUUUUUAGAGCUCUGUUUCUAGGUCAAUUAGGGCUCAUGGAAUGGAGGAGCGGGAGAAGCUCCGAGCGCUGCUAGAGCAUUCCGCGACAUCGGGAUUUUCUCUCCAAUCUGGUGCUCAGUUGCAGGAAUGGCUGGAGAGGUUUGCCGCCAGCGUCAAGGGCAGAGCUGAGGAUCUGCGAGCGCAGAUUGAUCGGCUCGCGGAUCACACCGCCUCCGUUGAGCAGGAUCUAAAGAACGCGUUUAAUUCUUUCAGGCUUCUCUCCAACACGCAGUUCAUUGAGAAUCGUGUCUAUGAGGAAGACGAAACCGUGACUCCCGAGCAAGAAAAGGAUGGAGAACCGCAGCGUGUGGAGAGCUACGAGGGUGAUAUUGCUCCUCGCUACAAGGAGGCUGUUACCACUGCAUGGAACGAGCAUCUAAAGCUUUCUCGAAGCCGAGAAGCGAGGCCCAGGAGUUUGCCUUAUAUAAUUGGAAGCGAGGAGUUCAUGCGUGAUCCUCACUGUGGCUUGCCAGAUUUGAGAGACAAAGCGUCCACCUCGGUGACACGAGAAUACGACUCUGAAGCCGAAAAGGAUGGGGUUAACAUGGCUGCUGAGAUGGUUGCCGGUGGCGUGAUUUCGGACGGUGAAUGGUCAGAGCCCAGUAACGAGGCACCUGAGGAUCAAGAUCACCACGAACCAGCCGUCUCUGCUGCUCUGGACUUCAAAGCAAUGCUUGAAGCGGCCCUGCGAGCUUCAUAUGUAACAAGUGACGAUGGCUCAAGAAUGGAUCCCAUAUAUGAACCAGCAAACGUUAACGCGGAAAAUGAGACUGGCUUGGGAAGCGCGAGCAACAAUGACAUUGUAAACGAAGGAAAAGCUACCCUUGACGACAUACUUGGCAAAAUCGCUCGGGAAGCUGACCAGCGUCACUACUCUCCGCAACAAUUGGAGGAGGAGAGAGCAAGGCGAGAAGCAAAGUCUCAAAUCCUUCCACCUCCAGUACAGCCAGAUGCGAGCUCUUCGGACAAAUCCUCCCACUGGAGCGAGAGCGAGGAAGACGCGAGCUCUCACCACGAACCUCGAGUAUCCUUUUCUUUUCCUGCUGGCACACAACCGGAGUUUCCAGACGUCGGGCAAGAAGAAUCGCGAUCUCAAGCAGCCGAGAAAGCUGGGAGCAGCUCAGACGAGACGCUCGUGUCUAAAGAUCCAUCAGAGCCGAGCACGAGUUCUGCUAGACACAAGUCCCUGUUUGAUGAAGAUGAGGACGACGAUGACGAGGAGGAGAAGGAAGAAGAAAAGCUGUCCAAGUUAAAUCCGGUGUCACCGCAACCAAGCUUGGUCGCAACAUCCACGAGAUCAAACGAGACGCCGGAACCACUGAAUCCAAUCGUGACGCCACCGAUAUCAAACGAGACGCCGGGAGCGCUGAGUCCAAUCGUGACGCCAACGAGAUCAAAGGAGACGCCGGGAGCGUUGAGUCCAUCACCGACGAGGCUAAACAAGCCGGCAGCAGCACUGCCAUUCCGGAGCACCGCACUUUCGAGCCUUCUCUUUGGAGACGAAGACAAUGACGAUGACGAAGACGCUUUGUUCGGGCCGGUCGCUUCUACUCCAUUUGUUAAACCAUCCAACGAUUUGUAAAUCUCUUCUGGCCA